CUUCUCUCCAGUCUCCACCACACAAAAACCUUCCUGUCUGGAGCUGCAAUAACUUCCAGUUUCCAUGGCUUUCAUCAAACAUUGUUGGGUCCUUCUCUUAGUUCUUGUAAUAGCCUUUGUACUCCAAAUCAUCUUCUUCUCGCCGAUAUCUCCAGAGAUACUCCAACUGCCAUUGCCAUCUUCUUCGGUUUCAGUCCCUCCAUCAAACAGCCAGUUACAGAAAGUGAUUAAGCUUGGAGAAGGGUUAUUGAUUGGUCCGGAGGAUGUUGCAGUGGAUGAAAAGGGUACUCUGUAUACCGCCACCAGAGACGGGUGGAUUAGAAGAUUGCAUCGGAAUGGUUCGUGGGAGGAUUGGAUGAAACUGGAAAGCAAUACUGUGCUUGGAAUUGCAACAGCUAAACGAGGUGGCCUGAUUGUUUGCGAUUGCAAAGCGGGUUUGCUUAAGUUCACAGAUGAUGGUGUAAGAGUUCUUGCAUCACAUGUCCAUGGAUCUGAAAUCAGGUUUGCAGAUGAUGUGAUCGAAGCAUCGGAUGGCAGUAUAUAUUUCAGUGUAGCAAGCACCAAAUUUCAACUCCAUAACUGGCAUCUCGACUUGCUGGAGGCCAAACCUUACGGCCAACUUCUUAAAUAUGACCCAUCGACGGAGCAGACCUCGAUUCUGUUAGAUGCCCUCUAUUUUGCCAACGGUGUUGCACUCUCCAAAGACGAAGAUUUUCUUCUUGUUUGUGAAACAAUGAGAUUCAGGUGCCUGAAAUAUUGGUUGAAAGGUGAGAGUAAAGGGAAAACAGAGAUUUUCAUCGAAAACCUUCCGGGAGGACCUGAUAACAUCAACUUAGCUCCAGACGGUUCCUUCUGGAUUGCACUACUCCAGUUGGUUCCUGAGGGGACGGAGCUGGUGCACACCUCCAAGGCAUUGAAACGGAUUAUAUCGAAUUUCCCUAAACUCAUAGAACUUGUUGUGGGUGGAGAGAAGAGAAAGGCUACAGUGAUCAAUGUGGCGGCUGAUGGCAACAUACUCGAGAGGUUCGAUGAUCCUAAUGGAACAGUUAUAACGUUUGUGACAUCUGCUGUGGAGUUCGAGGACCAUCUUUACUUGGGUAGUCUCAACACUGACUUCGUAGGAAAAUUGCCACUCAAAUGAAUUCGCAGCAAGAUGCCAAGGACCAGGAGAGAGAAACAGAUAUGG
Molecule: messenger RNA, 1186 nt
Organism: Hibiscus syriacus
Lineage: Eukaryota; Viridiplantae; Streptophyta; Magnoliopsida; Malvales; Malvaceae
Product: protein STRICTOSIDINE SYNTHASE-LIKE 4-like
Exons: 6
Coding region: 65-1141 (358 amino acids)
Biological process (GO): biosynthetic process
Molecular function (GO): strictosidine synthase activity
Source: RefSeq, a predicted model, not a curated record